AUGGAGGCCACCUCCCAAAGGAGUCUGCUGUCACAGCGGACAAGCGGGGCCUCAACCGCCCUGUCUGCCUCGGCAACCCACCUUCACCCGGUCGCCGAGCCCAGCACCUACAGCCCCGAGAGCCCAGGCUUCCGCAGCGACGCCGGCGCCGGCGUCCGCGCGGGAAGGUAUAAAAACGACCGCGACCGCUGCCUGGCACCUUUCGAGAGCAGCCCGCUGAGCCCUGCUAGCUACUGCGCAAGCGUCGCUCUGCCCUGCGCUCUCGGCGUCCGGCUCGCAGCCAAUCAGCAGGCGCUCCGAGGACGCGGCUCCGGAAGGCCCCUCACGGCGACGGAAGUGACGCGCCGGCGUGCUGACGCGCGGGCUCCAGCCGAGGCCGAUUCCGCGCCCGCCAUGGCCGACAAAAUGGACAUGUCCCUGGACGACAUCAUUAAACUGAACCCGAAGCAACUUCCGGACAAGUGGCAGCACGACCUCUUCGACAGCGGCUUCGGGGCCGGUGCUGGCGUGGAGACCGGCGGGAAGCUGCUGGUGUCGAACCUGGACUUCGGAGUGUCGGACGCCGACAUUCAGGAACUCUUCGCUGAAUUUGGGACUCUGAAGAAGGCUGCCGUGCACUAUGACCGCUCUGGCCGGAGUUUAGGGACAGCAGAUGUGCACUUUGAGCGGAAGGCCGAUGCCCUGAAAGCGAUGAAACAGUACAAUGGUGUCCCUCUGGAUGGCCGCCCCAUGAACAUCCAGUUGGUCACAUCACAGAUCGACACACAACGGAGACCUGCACAGAGUAUAAACAGAGGUGGCAUGACUAGAAACCGUGGCUCCGGAGCUUUUGGCGGUGGCGGCGCCCGGAGAGGCACCCGUGGGGGCAGCCGGGGGCGAGGCAGAGGGACUGGCAGGAGUUCAAAGCAGCAGCUGUCAGCAGAGGAGUUGGACGCCCAGUUGGAUGCUUACAACGCCAGGGUGAGUCCUGGGUUGGGGGCCAGAGGUGAGAUGAUGGCGAGUGGGGGGGCCUUUGCCCGGAGCUGCCAGUUCACCCUGCUGCACUGUGGAGCUGGUGGCAUGUGGGCAGUCGUCGUGACCCAGGGAGACCUGCGAUUGGGGCCUAGGAAGCAUGCUUAG
Molecule: messenger RNA, 1119 nt
Organism: Orycteropus afer afer
Lineage: Eukaryota; Metazoa; Chordata; Mammalia; Tubulidentata; Orycteropodidae
Gene: ALYREF
Product: Aly/REF export factor
Exons: 8
Coding region: 1-1119 (372 amino acids)
Biological process (GO): mRNA export from nucleus
Cellular component (GO): nucleus
Molecular function (GO): mRNA binding
Source: RefSeq, a predicted model, not a curated record